Molecule: messenger RNA, 1548 nt
Organism: Lathyrus sativus (Indian pea)
Lineage: Eukaryota; Viridiplantae; Streptophyta; Magnoliopsida; Fabales; Fabaceae
Source: the annotation of a GenBank genome assembly
AUGGAUAUCGAAGAGGACAUUCGUUCUCUACAGCUUGACUCAGCAGCAGAAGACAUAAAUGGGGUGGUAAAUCCAGAAGACGGGAAGCCAGAUGUUGAUAAUUUAGAUAAGAUGGAUGAAGAUCCAAAGCAGGAGGUUCAGGCUCAGGCUGUUGAGGUUGAGCCAAAUGCAAAAGAUAACGAAGUUCAGGCUGUUGAGGCCGAGCCAAAAGCAAAGGAUAAGGAAAUCCCUUCUGUUCAAGAUGAAGAAGCUGAGCAGAUGGAGAAAAGGCACUUGAAUGUCGUGUUUAUUGGACAUGUUGACGCUGGCAAGUCUACAACUGGAGGUCAGAUACUUUUCCUCAGCGGUCAGGUUGAUGAUCGGACUAUUCAAAAAUAUGAGAAAGAAGCCAAGGACAAAAGUAGAGAAAGCUGGUACAUGGCUUAUAUUAUGGACACAAAUGAGGAGGAAAGAGCAAAGGGAAAGACAGUUGAAGUUGGAAGAGCACACUUUGAGACAGAGACAACGAGGUUCACCAUUUUGGAUGCACCUGGCCACAAGAGCUAUGUUCCUAAUAUGAUCAGUGGUGCAUCUCAAGCUGACAUUGGAGUGUUGGUAAUUUCUGCCCGGAAGGGAGAGUUUGAAACUGGAUAUGAGAAAGGUGGACAAACUCGUGAACAUGUCCAGCUUGCAAAAACAUUGGGUGUGACUAAGCUGCUCGUGGUUGUCAAUAAAAUGGACGAUCCUACAGUAAACUGGGCAAAAGAAAGGUAUGAUGAAAUCGAGUCAAAGAUGAUUCCAUUUCUAAGGCAAUCAGGAUACAAUGUAAAGAAAGAUGUCUCGUUUUUACCAAUAUCGGGGCUCAUGGGUUUAAACUUAAAAACUAGAAUGGAUAAAAGCAAUUGUCCAUGGUGGGAUGGGCCUUGCUUAUUUGAAGCCCUUGAUAGUAUUGAUGUUCCUAUGGGAGAUCCCAAAAGUCCUUUCAGGAUGCCUAUAAUUGACAAGUUCAAAGACAUGGGGACUGUUACUAUGGGCAAAGUUGAAUCUGGGACUAUCCGGGAGGGAGAUUCCCUUUUCAUUAUGCCAAAUAAGGAUCAUGUUAAAGUCGUUGCUGUAUAUAUUGAUGAAAAUCGGGUUAAACGUGCCGGACCUGGUGAAAAUUUACGGGUUCGAGUAUCUGGUGUUGAAGAAGAAGACAUAUCAUCUGGGUUCGUCCUUUGUAGUGUUGCAAAUCCAAUACCAGCAGUUACCGAGUUUGUUGCUCAGUUGGCAAUACUUGAAUUAUUGGACAAUGCUAUUUUUACUGCUGGAUACAAGGCUGUUCUGCACGUUCACUCUGUAGUUGAGGAAUGUGAGAUUGUUGAACUAUUGCAACAAAUUGACCCGAAGACAAGGAAGCCUAUGAAAAAGAAAGUUCUCUUUGUAAAGAACGGCGCUGUUGUAUUAUGCCGUGUUCAGGUUAGUAACUUGAUAUGCGUUGAGAAGUUCUCUGAUUUUCCACAACUAGGGAGGUUCACUCUUCGUACUGAAGGAAAAACUGUUGCUGUGGGAAAAAUCACUGCUAUGUGA